AUGGUUAUUUAAACUAUAUGACACAUAAUCAUUCUUCCAAAUAUUUAACAUCAGUAUCUGUUCCAUUCGAACAAAGUGUACAGAUUGUCUUUUACUGUAAACUAAACUACGAAAACAAGUGCAUAAAUAGUGCACUGAUCCUAAGUUCUCGAGAGAAUCGCCAAACCACAGUUGCUGAUUUGAAAUAAAAAUGCAGUGUUGCCGUUUAUUGGCAGGAGAGCUUCAAACGCUUUCGGAAGAUAAUUUAAAUGAAGCAUCAGAAAGGGCGAAGCACGACAUUCAUCUUAUACAUGAAUGGCAUCGGAAACAACCGCAUUUAAAUUUUCCCAUUGAUGACCAACUGAUUUUGUCCUUCUUGCGAUGCACCAAGUUCAGCAUUGAACGCACUAAACAGAAAAUUGACAACUAUUAUACUAUGAGGACACUUGUGCCAGAGAUUUUAUGUAACCGUGAUCCAUUUUCUGCAGAAAUACAAGCCGUUUUGAGCGCCGGCGUAGUACUUCCCCUGCCCAAUCGCGAUGAAGAUGGUUGUAAAAUAAUUCUAUGUAACUAUCGAUCCAACCUCAACGCCAAUACGAUGCAUUGCAGCAUUAUUGUCAAGGUGAUUUGUAUGGUUUUGGAUAUUCUGUUGCGAGAGGACGACGAUGUGGUUGUCAAUGGCUUAAAGACUUGGGCGGAAUGUAAAGGUUGCCCUUCUGAAUUUUCCAAACAGGUCACACCUUCUUUUUUAAAGAAGGCAACGUGCGUUACAGAGAACGGAUUUCCCUUUAGGGUUCAAGGAAUAUAUACAAAAAAUUGCCCCGCGUUGUUGGAGUUUAUAUACAAUAUUGUGAAGGUGUUUUUCUCAAAGAAACUUACCAACCGAACUUUUCUAUAUAGUGAGUAUAACCUUCACCAAUUCUAUACGAAGAUCCCACAAAUUUCAUUACCUGAGGAGUUUGGUGGUCAAAAUGGAUCAGUAAAGGAACUAACCAGCAUAUGGAAAAAAAAAGUUGAAAGCUACCGAGAUUUCUUUAUUGAAGAAGAGCAGCGAAAGUCCAACGAAAAAUUGCGACAAUGUCAGCAAAUUUUAGAUUCUGACGUCUUUGGAGUAGAAGGAUCUUUUAGAAAGUUAGACAUUGACUAACGUAGAUACAUACACUUCCUGUAUUUAGCUCUAGUUAUGUAUAUAGGUAUCCAAAGGAAACUGCUUCGACAAAGGCUCAUUCAAACAUUUUUUAAUUUUAGUUUUCUUUACAUGCAUUCCAACUACCUCAAGGGGGUGCAUCUAUAGAUAGGUAGUGACGACAAUCUGCCUGGGUCUUUUGUCCAACAGGAAAAUCAUUGAAUCAUUAAUGAUUUGACUACAAUUCCUGAUCUGAGGACGUAAUAUUAAAAUGAUUUCGUAUCCAUUAUUUCGAAAAUCCUCUGAUAGCGAAUUUCUAGCAUACGACUCAAGAAUAUGUUCUAUUAUAAGAGGGAACCUAAAAGCCUACGUAGAGCCAAUGAUUCGAUUUGUCUAUAUGUUGUGAUAAAAGAAAUCUUCUAACAAAAAAGUAAAAAUGUAGAGCAAAAAUGUCGUUCCCAUUGAGGAAAUAAUGUAACUAAAUAAUAUAACGACAUAAUAA
This is a messenger RNA of Photinus pyralis (common eastern firefly), 1607 nucleotides long. RefSeq names its product retinol-binding protein pinta-like. Bases 191 to 1126 code for a protein of 311 amino acids. Gene Ontology annotation, molecular function: phosphatidylinositol bisphosphate binding. The transcript is spliced from 6 exons. Lineage: Eukaryota; Metazoa; Arthropoda; Insecta; Coleoptera; Lampyridae. The record is from RefSeq and is a predicted model, not a curated record. Gene Ontology annotation, cellular component: membrane.